Messenger RNA from Nematostella vectensis (starlet sea anemone), 1079 nucleotides. Its product is annotated as alpha-parvin. Gene Ontology annotation, cellular component: actin cytoskeleton; focal adhesion; cytoplasm. Gene Ontology annotation, biological process: substrate adhesion-dependent cell spreading; actin cytoskeleton organization; cell projection assembly. Gene Ontology annotation, molecular function: actin binding. Lineage: Eukaryota; Metazoa; Cnidaria; Anthozoa; Actiniaria; Edwardsiidae. The record is from RefSeq and is a predicted model, not a curated record.
AAUGUUUAGAAUUUUGAUGUUGAUACUGUCAAGAGUACAAAGAUGGCGGCCAGCCCUCGUCCUCCAGGGAGCCCUAUUCCUACGUCUCCUGGCGGAACGCUAAAGCGUGACAACUCGAAAAAAGAUGCUGGUGUAUUUGGAUGGAUGGGGACAUUAUCUCGUCGGAAGAAGGCAGAUUCCGAAGUAACACAGACUGUCGAAAACCAGCAAGCAAAAUUAUCAGUAUUGAUUGGGGAGAUAAACAAGGUUCUUCUUGUGCCUCAACACAGAGCAAAGUGGACGCCAGAGAGGAUUCACUCGAAGGAUACUGUGGCUAUCCUACAUCUCCUUGUGGCUUUGGCAAGACACUUUAACAACCAGAAAAAGCUGACUCCUGAUGUCAAGAUUCACACCAUGCAUGUGCAGAAAAAAGGUGGAGUGCUGGUCCCACAGCGAGUUAUUGAAGAAAUCACUGGUCCAGACCAUGAUGAGGAAGAUGGUAGACAAGAGCGUGAUGCUUUUGACGCGUUGUUUGACAAUGCUCCAGAAAAACUUGGUGUUGUCAAAAAGUCGUUGCAGAGUUUUGUGAACAGACAUUUGGGAAAACUUAGUCUUGAAGUCACUGAUAUUGAUACUCAGUUCCAUGAUGGUGUGUUUUUCAUCUUCCUUCUUGGACUUCUGGAAGGAUUUUUCGUCCCCCUUUACCAGUUCCACACAAUUCCUAAGAGUGAUGAUGAAAAGCGGCAGAACGUUGACCUCGCCCUUGAUCUGAUGCGUGAUAGCGGGUUAAAAUUCUACGCCAAAACUGAAGAUAUUAUUAAAAGAGACCUGAAGUCUACGCUUCGAAUUGUAUAUAGUCUAUUCCAGAAGUACAAGCAUUUAAAAUGAAUUGAACAAUUCACUCGAUAAACUGGGGCCAACCCAAUAAGGCUGGGGCCUAGCCUUAAAUUUUAGAUGGAAGGCGAAUAAUACGAGGAAAGAGGGACUGCCUAGUAAUGCAGACAGAAAGAGGGAUAGCUGAGUUUCUAUAUGUUUUUAUGUAUGUUUUAAUAAUAUGAAAUAAUUGUGAAUGUAAAUGUGAAAUAAAUGGGAAAUUUAAA